AAAAUGAAUAAAUAAAAUACAUACAGCAGGCAUAAUAUUUUUCUCUGUUUUAAACAUUUGUUUUUUUACAAUUUAAUCACUCUUUGACUCACUCCCGAACAAACUCAUCAGCCAUUCAAUCCGUAUGACUAGCAGUCCCGCAGCUCUGACAGGGAGGGGCGUGUCUAUUCGCAAGGAAGUUUGAUUGACGUAGCACAUAUCAAAUAAGGCUUUAGCUCUGCAUGUGUCGGCUGAUCCCAUUGGUUGGCGAGGGGAGGGUGCUGCGGGAAAACCGAACAGCCAAGCGCUGAGGCUUCAGUACUGUGCCAGCGGACACCGCCGGAGCGCACCUGAUAUAUUGGGACUUUUCAGAUAACAGGAAAAAGGACAACAUACUAACUGUGAGACUAUAACAGAGAGCACUGCUUUAACAUUAAAAGAAAUGCAUUUGUUGAAAGAACUCUAUGGAUUAUAAAAGUGUGUUUUAUCACGCGCAAAAUCGCUUUAUAUGUGAAGCUGUAAAAAUAAUGUGUACUUGAGCUUGUUUGUGGAGAUAUACAGAGGAACUCGCUUUGGGAAAUCGGUCCUGUGUUAUCCAGCAGACAGCAUGGUUUUUGACUGACAGACCCGUUUGAGGAAAGAUACAACCUUUCAACCAAAGCCUUACGCACGCCUCCUCGCCUUACCUUUAGGAAGAAGGGUAUGUUUUUGUUGCGUGCUCUGCGGAGGUAAAAUAUCCCAAGUGCCCUUUCCGGAGUGGAGAUGUUUGUGUUUUUGCUCCUGCUGUGUCUCGCGGAUGGUGUAGUUUCUCAGAUACGUUAUUCUGUGCCCGAGGAAGCGGAGCAUGGCACGUUUGUGGGAAAUAUCGCAGAGGAUUUGGGACUGGACCUUACCAAACUUUCAUCCCGCCGAUUUCAGGUGGUGCCCAGCUCGCGGACGCCGUACCUGGAAGUUAACUUGGAGAACGGUGUGCUUUUCGUGAACGAGAAAAUUGACAGAGAGCGCAUCUGCAAGCAGAGCGCCAGCUGUUUACUUCACCUGGAGGUGUUUCUGGAGAACCCGCUCGAGCUCUUCCGCGUGGAGAUCGAGGUGGUGGACAUCAACGACAACCCACCGAGCUUUCCGGAGACGGACAUCACCGUGGAAAUAUCUGAGAGCGCGACCCCUGGCACGCGCUUCCCUUUGGAGAGCGCCUUCGACCCGGACGUCGGUAGUAACGCACUGCGCACCUACGACAUCACCAACAACAACUACUUUUACCUAGACGUGCAAACACAGACCGACGGCAACAAAUUCGCCGAGCUGGUUUUGGAAAAGCCAUUGGAUCGCGAACAACAGGCGAUGCACCGUUAUGUUCUUACAGCCGUUGACGGUGGUCAGCCUCCUCGGACAGGAACAGCUCUGCUUGUGGUUAGGGUGCUCGACUCCAAUGACAACGUUCCCGUGUUUGAUCAGCCUGUGUACUCGGUGAAUCUGGCCGAGAACGCUCCGGUGGGCACGCUUGUGAUCCAGCUCAACGCAACGGAUUCGGACGAAGGCCCGAACGGAGAGGUCAUUUACUCGUUCAGCAACCACAUCUCCAGCAGAGUGAAAGAACUGUUUGAUAUUGAUGCGAGGACUGGCCGAAUAGAGGUCAGGGGUGAGGUGGACUUUGAGGAAAGUGGCCUGUACCAGAUUUACGUUCAAGCGAAAGAUAUGGGACCGAAUGCCGUGCCCGCGCAUUGCAAAGUUUUGGUCAAAGUGACAGACGUGAACGACAACGCACCUGAGAUUAUCUUCAGCACCGUCACAGAGUCCGUGAGUGAAAACGCAGCCACGGGUACCGUCAUCGCGCUGCUCAGCGUCACCGAUAAGGACUCUGAGGAGAACGGGCUGACGCAUGUGGAGAUUCUUGGCGACGUUCCUUUCAAACUCAAAACCUCAUUCAGAAAUUAUUACACUAUUGUAACGGACGGUCCACUCAAUCGGGAAACUAUUGAGGCGUACACGGUCACUGUGGUUGCUAGAGAUAAAGGAACACCAUCUCUGGCGACCAGCAAAUCAAUCAAAGUGCACGUCUCCGACGAAAACGACAACGCGCCCACUUUUACGCAGCCCGUUUAUGAUGUGUACGUGACCGAAAACAACGUCCCCGGUGCUUAUAUCUACGCGGUCAGUGCCGUUGACCCUGACGUGGGACAGAAUGCUUAUAUAACUUACUCCAUAGUGGAGUGUGAGAUACAGGGUAUGUCAGUGGUCACCUACGUGUCCAUCAACUCGGAGAAUGGUUACUUGUACGCACUGCGAUCAUUUGAUUAUGAGCAGCUCAAAGACUUCAGCUUUAUGGUUCAAGCCAGAGACUCGGGCAGCCCUGAGCUAUGGUCCAACGCCACGGUUAAUGUAAUCAUUGUGGAUCAAAACGAUAACGCGCCGUCUGUAAUUGCGCCUCUUGGAAAAAAUGGCACUGCGAGGGAGCCUUUGCCACGCUCGGCUGAACCGGGCUAUUUGGUUACGCGCGUUGUCGCCAUGGAUGCGGAUGAUGGAGAGAACGCGCGCUUGUCUUAUAGUAUACAGCGAGGAAAUGAGAACGGGAUGUUCCGCAUGGACUGGCGCACAGGAGAGCUGCGCACGGCCCGCAGGGUAUCAGCCAAACGAGACCCACAACAGCUUUACGAACUGCUGAUAGAAGUGAGAGAUCACGGGCAGCCUCCCAUGUCUUGUAGCGCAGUGGUGCAGGUGACACUGGUGGACAGCAUUGUGGAGGGCCACAGUGGAGAGCGCGGCUCAGCCAAGGCCAAAGAGGCGUCUCUUGAUUUGACGCUCAUUCUCAUCAUCGCACUUGGCUCCGUCUCUUUCAUCUUUCUCCUGGCCAUGAUUGUGCUGGCCGUGCGCUGUCAGAAGGACAAAAAGCUAAACAUUUACAGCACCUGUCUGGCGAGCGACUGCUGCUGCCUGGUUGGCUGCGGAUCGGGCGGCUGCUGCGGGCGUCAGGCACGAGCCGCCCGGAAAAAGAAGAAGCUGAGCAAGUCGGACAUCAUGCUCGUCCAAAGCACCAACACGGCCAACGUAAGUGUGGCGAGCGCCGCGCAGGUGCCCGUGGAGGAAUCAGGGAGCUUCGGCUCGCUCCAUCAGAGCCAAAAUUACUGCUAUCAGGUCUGUCUAACACCAGAAUCGGCCAAAACGGACCUGAUGUUCCUAAAGGCCUGCAGCCCGUCGCGCAGUAACGACACAGAGCAUAACCCGUGCGGAGCCAUAGUGACCGGUUAUACUGACCAGCAGCAGCCAGACAUCAUAUCCAACGGCACCCUGCUUUCUAGUGAAACAAAACACCAGAGAGCAGAGCUCAGUUAUUUGGUCGACCGACCAAGACGUGUUAACAGCUCAGCGUUCCAGGAGGCGGAUAUUGUGAGCUCAAAAGACAGCGGUCAUGGAGACAGCGAACAGGGAGAUAGUGACCAUGAUGCCAUGCAUCGCGGACAUUCCUCUGGAGCAGACCUGUUCUCCAACUGCACAGAGGAGUGCAAAGCCCUCGGCCACUCGGAUCGCUGCUGGAUGCCAAGUUUCGUGCCCACUGAGGCGCGACAGGGCGCAGAUUACCGCAGCAACCUGCACGUGCCGGGCAUGGACUCGGUGCCUGACUCUGAGGUAUUUGAGGGCGAGAUGUUGGCGGGCGAUCAGUCAUUCUCCACCUUUGGCAAAGAGACGCCACACCACCCCAACCAGACGCACCAACAUCACCAACAUCAACACCACCUCAAUGCUUCCACGCUAGAGAGGAAAGAGUUCGAUGCACUUCUGUGUAACUCUCGCAUGCCUUACAAAGCCGCCUGUCUGUCGCGGAAAAGGAUUUGCUAGCUCUUUCCGUGUGGACAUACCAGAGACGGCGUGAUUUUGCACAAUCAGUAAAACUGAUGGAAAAGCAUCAAGUUUUCAGACUCUAUUUCCAGAGGCGUCGGAUCGUGUGUUCCCAAAGGCGUCCGGAGCCUCCGAUCAACAAACUUGAUGAAAGCGUCAGACUCACAGAGCCAGACAGAAGGCCAGAAGGCCGGACCCCCCUCAGCAGGACUGAGAUGGAACGGAGGACAAAACAGGACCAUGGAGGAUAGGGAGACAUCCAAGCAGAGAAACUAGAGGAUGAAGGCUCCUCUUGGGUUCUGCGUGUGCCUGUUUACAGCACUACUGUACAUCGUAAAAAGAAAAAGAAACAAAAACGUCGAAGAGACCCAACUAAUGAAAACUACUAAAAUGGAGAUAUAUUCACUGAGCCCUUUAGCCGUUUAUGUACACACACACACACACUCCACUAAAAAGCCAAUUGUACAGGAAAGUCGUUUGUGCAUUACAAAUGCAAUAUUGUUCUUUUAGACAUGACUGUUUUUAUAUUAUGUGUGCGGCUGUGUGUGUGAUCAGGUGUUUUCCCUAUUCCUGUCAAAAGAAAAAAAAGCAACGGAUUCCACGGUUGGAUUUCCUUCUGUCAGGGUUUAAGUGUUUUUCACGUUGUAAGCGGGACUGCAGUGGCCUAAAUCUUACGCUCUCAGACAAUACUUAGGUUAUAUCACGUGUGAGAAGUCUUAACUGUACUCUUUUAAACUUCUAAAUAAAUAUAAAUCUAUAUCUAUAAAUCUAUCUAUAUAUACUUUUUCUCAAAGUGCGGUCCUCAUUUGCGCCAUUUUUUUCCAGUGUAGUGUGUAAGACUCCGCGAGGGAGCCAUUAGCAUCGAUAAUCUACUUUAAAGGGGUUCUUAACGUGACAGAAAGCCUUAUCCCCAAACCUUUCAUCCAUUUUUUCACUUUUGGAUAUUGAGAUUCAUGUCUAUAAAUAAAAAGGGGAGUAAUAAUCUAGAUUUGAAUACAUGGCAGUUGUGUAUUACUGUAGCCAAAUAGGUCUGUUCAAUAAUUUGAGGCCAAAUAAGAAAGGCGCACGCAGUGCAAACAUACACUGAUAUAUUUACACACAUAAACAGACACGUACAUACACGCACACAAACACCUUAAUAUCAGAAGGUGGAAAAUAAACUGAAAAAUGUAUACUUGCAA
Messenger RNA from Paramisgurnus dabryanus, 4994 nucleotides. It is a transcript of the gene pcdh10b, whose product is annotated as protocadherin 10b. Gene Ontology annotation, cellular component: plasma membrane. Gene Ontology annotation, biological process: homophilic cell-cell adhesion. Gene Ontology annotation, molecular function: calcium ion binding. Lineage: Eukaryota; Metazoa; Chordata; Actinopteri; Cypriniformes; Cobitidae. The record is from RefSeq and is a predicted model, not a curated record.